Molecule: messenger RNA, 1695 nt
Organism: Trematomus bernacchii (emerald rockcod)
Lineage: Eukaryota; Metazoa; Chordata; Actinopteri; Perciformes; Nototheniidae
Product: dapper 1-like
Exons: 5
Coding region: 1-1695 (564 amino acids)
Biological process (GO): negative regulation of canonical Wnt signaling pathway
Cellular component (GO): cytoplasm
Source: RefSeq, a predicted model, not a curated record
AUGCACCGCGCGUUCUCCUUCCCGGUGAUUGUGGAGCGCAGCCGGACCAAAGAGCGCCUCGAGGCGAGUCUGACCGAGCUGCACGAGCUGGAGCUCCGCGCGCAGAGGCAGGAGAGCCUGGUGCUGCGUGCGCUGGCUCUGGGAGACCCUCUUCUGCAGGAGUCCAGCAGCUUGGGGCAGGAGAACCUGACUCUCCGGAGGCAGCUGAGCGCCCUCCAGAGUUCCCCCUGGGGUCUGAUGCAGGCUCUGGAGCUGCGGGUCGACACCGACUGUGAUGGAGACAGCCGGCCCAGUUCAGGCUUCUAUGAGUCCAGUGAGGGUCAGUCUCCUAAAGGAAGGUGUUGCACUGAACCAUCAGAGUCGAUCUGCUGCCGGACCAACGACCGACCCAAGUCUGUGGACGACCCCCUGAUGCUGAACGGAGACGUGGAGGUGCCCGUCCUUCGCACCUCGUUACCCCGAUCUUUCUCCGCCCCGUACCCGCCUCUGGAGGGUAUCGCUGAGGAGGCCUGGCAGUGGGACGCCUGGCAGGAGUACCAGGUCUCAGAGGAGGAAUACCAGCGGGCUGUGAGGGUGGAGGGUUACAUCCUGAGUCUCGUCCAGCGCUACACCCUCAAAUCACGGCACUGUUGGCCUCGCACCACCCUGACCCCCGACCCCCAGUACUACACAUCCCUACGCAAGAGAACUCCUUCCUUUUCCUCGAAGCAGCGCUUUCCUGACCCCCAUCUGCUGCCACAUGUUGACCUUUCUCAGAGCCAGGGCUGGGGUUGUGACCUGCUGCAGGGGGAAGAGGCUCCAUCUCUGGAGGAGGACUGCUAUCUGGCUCUGCCCUACCCCCAGUCCAGACCACUCUCCCUGGCCGAGAGACUACCAUCACCUCUGCCCUCUUUGGACCCCAACUGUGGUGUUGGGCCUCGUGACCCUUAUUGUGAGCCCCCAUCCCCCCAGCAUGAUUACUCACAUCCUCACAAACACAGUUCAGUUGCUCAGUUCAUCCCCGGACAGGCGGGUCAAGUGUCCCAGAGACACUCGGAGCAGCACUCCAAGGGAAGAACUUCCAAGAAGAGCCACAACGAGCGGCCGAAACCCAAGAAAUCCAGCAGUAAAACCAGCAGAUCCCAGUCUGAAAACAGCCUGCUGGGUCAGAGGGUUCUGCCUGAACGCCGGUACAGCACCACCGAGAGGCACCAAGGAAAAACGGACCAGAAUACCCGAGUUCCUGGACCUCAGGGGGGCGUCGGCAACGAGAGCCGACGCUGGUGCUCCAACCUGGAGCUCAGCCAGGAUGAAGGGGAGGAAGCAGCAGCGGGAAUAAGACGGGCACUUCGAAAAGCUCGCCAUUGUUCCCAUUCCCAGCAGCAGGACUUCCAGCAGAGGGCGCCGCUCUGCCGGGGGGAGGAGGGCUACAACGGCCCCGCAGAAUCCGAGUCCAGCAUGAGCGAAGUUUACUCCCCGGCCUCCAGCUCCCUGUCCAGUGACUCGGAUGAUUUCGGGGGUCUCGUUUGGCCCCAACAGCUGCCGCCUCGCCUGGCCUCUUCAUCUUCCUCUUCAUCACCUACACCCAAGACCACCGCCAACGCCAACGUCAACAUCCAACCAAAAGCCUUCGUCAAGAUCAAAGCCUCCCACGCACUCAAGAAGAAGAUCCUCAGGUUCCGCUCGGGGUCGCUCAAAGUCAUGACCACCGUGUGA